Diachasma alloeum is the source of this 4308-nucleotide messenger RNA. Its product is annotated as WD repeat-containing protein 20. Lineage: Eukaryota; Metazoa; Arthropoda; Insecta; Hymenoptera; Braconidae. Gene Ontology annotation, molecular function: protein binding. The transcript has 4 exons. The record is from RefSeq and is a predicted model, not a curated record. The coding region runs from base 348 to 2213 and encodes 621 amino acids.
GGCGCUUCUACGGUAAGCUGUGAAACAAAACGUGAAAAAAUUUCAGUUGAAUUCCCAUUCCGGGUGUUCCGUGAGCAUAAAAACAUCGAAAUAAGAAAAAAAACAGCCAGCAAUAACCGACUGACACCCGCUGAUCCUAGUCGCCUAGACUCGAGUGAUGCGGUGAUGAUGCGUGCAACGAGUACCUCGACUCCUCGACUAAUUGGAAUUAAUUGAGGAUUAAACAAUCAACGGGGAACGGAGGAGCAUUUUUUUUAAUUCCCCUCGACUUGUCUGCCUCACACACGACACCCGGGUGGAAUAGUUUCGUGUCUGAUGAGCCACUCUAUUGAAUAUCUGGUGGUAAGAUGGCUGUGCAGCUGGACGGCGGGGGGAAAGAGGACUUGAAAACACAAUUUGUAACCCGCGAGGGUACUUACAAACUUAUGACACUCUCUGAAUAUUCGAGACCGAAUAGAGUUGGUAAUACGGAUACGAGGGGUAGUGCAUCGGUCAGAGUGUCAUUCGUUACAUUACCCGAUCCGGCCGAUCCCAAUGGUACACAGGGCCUUGGUGACCGAAUGUGCUUCAAUUUUGGAAAAGAAUUGUAUGUUUAUGUUUAUCGAGGAGUCAAAAAGGCGGUGGAUCUGAACAAACCGGUGGACAAGAAGCUGUACAAGGGAACAAAUCCAACAUGCCACAAUUUCAAUCAGACAACUGCUACUGCUGAGAUAGCACCUCUGCUCGUGGGGUUUUCAACUGGACAAAUACAAUUGAUCGAUCCUAUCAAGAAGGAGUUGAAUAAAUUGUAUAAUGAAGAGAGACUGAUAGACAAGACAAAAGUGACCUGCAUAAAAUGGGUCCCAGGCUCGAGCAACCUCUUCCUAGUGUCCCACAGUUCAGGUCAACUCUACCUCUACAACUGGGAGCUCCCCUGUGGCACAACCCCCCCUCACUACCAGCCCUUUAAAUCCGGUGACGGUUUUGCGAUUCACACUUGCAAGACAAAAUCCACACGAAACCCCCUGUACCGAUGGGUGAUCGGAGCUGAAGGCUGUUGCAUCAACGAAUUUGCCUUCAGCCCCUGCGGAACGAACCUAGCAGUUGUCUCUCAGGACGGCUUCCUCCGAGUGUUCCACUAUGACACAAUGGAGCUCGUAGGCUCAGCGAGAAGCUACUUCGGUGGUUUUUUAUGCGUCUGUUGGUCACCAGACGGCCGUUACGUUGUCGUUGGAGGUGAGGACGACCUGGUGACCAUCUGGAGCUUCAACGAGAAACGAGUAGUGGCCAGGGGUCAGGGCCACCACAGUUGGGUGAGCGUGGUGGCGUUCGAUCCCUUCACAACAUCUUACGGAGAACCUGAUCCUGACUUUAGUGGAUCUGACGACGAAGCGAUACACAGCAACCACAACAAUCAUUAUCACGAGAAAACAAAAAGAACGUCAACAGCUUCUCAAGGACUGAAUUCAAACAGAAAUUCUUGUGGCUCUGAGCUGAGAGUACCGGGAGGCACUUGUUACAGAUUAGGAAGUGUCUCUGAGGACACCCAAUUGUGCCUGUGGGAUAUCACCGAAGACGUCUUGAGGCAGCCAGUGUGUGCCAAGCAGAGGGCCUCCACUGCUGGCUCUGGGACGUUCACCUCAUCUGGGACCUUCACCAGUGGCAAUGGACCCACUUCCAAUCAUCUCAACAAUAGCAAACACAAUAACAUGAAUAACAUCUCCAAGGAGGACAGGAACGAUACGACAGCAAGUGUUGCUGUUUCCACAGUUAACUCAUUGACUCAGAGAUUCGCUGGUCUUGGUUUUGGUGAUAGAAAGGGUGAUAAUCAUAAGAGAAACUUUAGCCUACCAUUGAGAAAUACAAGUACGAGUAAUAGUAAUGUACAAGUGCAAAAUAGUGGCGAAAAAUCAACGACUAAUGGAAGUAAUAUGAAUAGUGUCAGUGGUUUUGGUGGUAAAAAAGUUAGUUCUGUGAUGGAUGAUCCAAUGAGAUUAAUUGGUACAGCUUGGUGUCCGAGAUUUGAUGAGUGUCCUGUACUUGAGCCACUUGUUUGCAAAAAAUUGGCACACGAGAGACUGACUGAAUUAGUUUUUAGGGAGGAUUGCUUCGUUACAGCUUGUCAGGAUGGAUAUGUUUAUACAUGGGCAAGACCUGGGCAUAUGCCAGGCCAACAAGUUCUAACAGUCCCGCAUAUUGUCAGCCCUGGUGAGAGUGGUGGAACAAUAGUAUAGCCACAGCCUGAACCCGACAGACCGACAGACUCAUCAAGAAUUGAUGAUAAAAAUCUUGAUAAUAAUUCACAGACAUCGUCACGGUCUACAGCAGUACCAUUUGUACCACUGACAAAUCAUCGUCAUUUGUAUUACGUAUGGCCAAGCGAACACUACUCGAGUCCAGUCUAAAAUUUUAAUGAUUUACCAAAUCAAAAAACAACGGAUAAAUAUUAUUUUUCCAUCGAGUUAAUGCGUCCAACACAAGAGUGAUGAUUAUUCAUCCAACGAUCAACCGCAAGACCAUAUAGUUUAACCAUUUUCACAUGCUUUUGUACAAUUUUUUAAGUAAAAACAAAACUAACGAGAAAAUAUGGCAGAGUUGAGUGGCUAUUAUAAAUAAUAUUGAACUGAAUCAAUCGAUUUUAAAAACUAUUGAGAGUAUUAAAAAGUGAAUUAAAGUAUGUCUGAAUUAAAGUGUGAAGAUUGCAAUUAUCAUUCCAUUAUUUGCUUAAUAGUUAGAAUGUAAUGAUUGCAUGAAAAAUGAAAAAUGUCAAUUCAUAGAAAAAAACUUAUUCAUCUUUUCCGAAACAGUUUUGCAACGCUACGCCCCCAUACACUUAAUCUUCAAAAUAAUUGUCUUUAUUAACGAAAAGGAAUAUUAAUUUGUUGAUAUGGCGCAGCUCAAUGAAUCUUUUAGCACAAUUUUCAUGAGAGAUUGAUACAAAAAAAGAUGAAUCGCCACUGUUAAAUUGCCUUAGUAAAAUCGUAAGUAAAAGAGAAAAAAUUAAGAGAUUUAUGUAAUGAGAAAGUUCUUCAUUUCCUCACGUUUAUGAUUAUACAUGAGAGCAGUUGAGUAUUUUUUAGCUUAAAAAAUGACAAACGUUGAAAUGUGUAAAAGAAUCGUGUGAAAAAAAUCAUAAUUGAGAAUAUCGCAAUGGAAAAUUACAUUUGCGCGUUUUUUUUCCAGCAACAAAUGUCAAAUUCUUUCGGACAAAUGCAAUUCUUAAAUUUCCAAUUGUUAACAUUGUUAAAUAUCAAUGAAAAUCAUGUCUAUUGACAUUUUAUUUACAAACAAUGUAUGAUGCCAACUAUAGCUUCGAAAAACUAGACAAAAGUUUUAGUUAUGUUGUAUUCAACUGAUUGAAAAAUCCCGACAAUGUAAUUUUCAUUGAAAACCACUUGGGUAUUCUCUCUUCGCUUUAUUAAAAUGUAUAAUGUGUAUACCGUGGGUGUACGACAAGUUGACGAAGAAAAAUAAAUGACGUGAAGGAGUAGUUCCUGCAUCUGAGGGCUAUGAGAUCAAUUUCCAUGUUUUUAAGUUUUGCGGCGAGACUGGAUAAUUGAGUGUAUGCAUGUGAAAACGAGAAUCUCUGAAUAAAAAAAAUUAUUCAGAAGAUUUUUCCUGAAAUCCUAUGGUUCUCAGGUGCAUAUUCAAUGUAUUAUAAUGGAAGUGGUGCAGAGAAUAUGGCAAAGUAUAUAAAUGAAUUAAAGAAAAAAAUUAGGUACUUAUGAAAUAUCCUAAGGAUAGACAGUAUUUCAAAUAUGAUAUUCCACAAGGCGAUACUUCGUAUAUUUAAUUUAUGAAUAAAUUAACAAAAUUGACAAAACAACCAAAUGUUAGAUCAUCGAUGAAGAAGUUAUAAACUUUUGAGUAGAUUAGUGAACUGAUUGUACGAUUUUAUCGAGGGCAUUUUAUAUUAAAAUUAACAAAAAACGAAAUAACAAAAAAAAAUAAUGCAAAAGUGUACGAGAAGCUGAUUGAUUUUUGUUCUCUAAUUUACGCAGAUAAAUUGCGUUUCCAUAAUUAAAAGAAGCAUGACAAAGAAAGCUAGUACAAAUUAUGAUAUUUUUUCAUAUGACUGUUGCCAUAUAGUAGAGAUUAUUAUAUAUUUAGUUGAACUUUACAUAUUUAAUCAUUAUAUUCAAUUAGUAAUAGAUGAUUAUUAUUCACUGUAUUUAAAUAAUUUGUUUUGUUUUUUUUUUACUUUAGUACUCGAGGUUUUGUCUUCAAGAGACUUCUCAGCUCAUCCCACCUCCCUCACUCUGUUCGUAAGAGUGAAUUCUUUGUAAUUGUAAAUGAAUGAGAAAAAAAAACCAAACAAUUCAUUGUUAA